AUGUCGGGACCAUUGAACGUUGAUAAAGCUGAUCAAAAUAUUUAUGAUGAAUUCAUUUAUGGAUAUGUAUCAUAUGUUAAAGAUAGCAAUAAAGACUUUUUAAAAUAUGGCACAGCAUUAUUAAUGUUUGCUAUUGAAAUGUCUAAAAUUCUUAAUCAAGAUUUAGAAUAUCAGAAAAAUCUUUUAAUCGUUACAAUUAUUCUUGGAUUUAUUCAUUCAAAUAUUGAAUUUCGUCAGUUUGCCUAUGAUCCUGUCGAAUGGAUUAUUGAUCUUUGGAACUAUUUUGGAGAUUCAAGAGCUUUAUCUAACUGGGAAUAUAAAGAGGAUCCAUCUUUUACUUUCUUAAUUAUGAAUUUGUUGAUUGGAUUACUUGGUAAAGCUAUUGAGAAAGAUAACAAUGAAGCUCCAUAUUUUAUACAAAAGGAAAAUUUAUUUUACUUAUUUCCAAAUCAAAGACGUUGGAAAACCUGGUUUCCCAAUGUGAUAUAUUAUCAUGCUGAUUUUGAUGAGACGUAUAGAAAAAUUAGGGAACUAAUUAAAGAGAAUGAAUGGGAUUCUGAUCAAUUUCCAGAAAUGAAACAAAAUUUGUUAAACAAGCUCAAUAUUCAGGAAAAGUCCGAUAAAGAUAUGUUAGACAUACUUUUAAAAAAGUUGAAUGAUAUAUAUAAAGUUCAGAAUGAAAUAAAAAAUUCCUGA
Funneliformis mosseae is the source of this 696-nucleotide messenger RNA. NCBI's taxonomy places the organism in Eukaryota, Fungi, Glomeromycota, Glomeromycetes, Glomerales, Glomeraceae. The record is from the annotation of a GenBank genome assembly.